Molecule: messenger RNA, 915 nt
Organism: Lutzomyia longipalpis
Lineage: Eukaryota; Metazoa; Arthropoda; Insecta; Diptera; Psychodidae
Gene: galla-1
Product: MIP18 family protein galla-1
Exons: 3
Coding region: 292-822 (176 amino acids)
Source: RefSeq, a predicted model, not a curated record
ACAAUUUUCCACCAAUUUUGAGCGAAUUUCCCCGUCGGAUGAAGUUUUCUAGACUUAGGAGGCGACACUCCGUCAAUUGAUGGUGAAACAUGAAAAUUGGAAAAUAUAAAAUCAGUUGACAUUCAUUGACGACGGAAAAUUUUGAGCACAGGACUCGAGUGAGAUGGAAAAUACAAAAUCAGUAUAAGUGCGAACGAGACACAAAAUCUUGUUUACAUUUUUGAGUUUUCAUGAAAAAAUUAAGAAUUCAAGAAAAUCUUUGAGAAAAAUUAGUUUUCGUGAUUUUUUGGGAUGGCACAGAAGGUCUUGUCAUUCCUGAGGAGGAUUUCCGAGUCUGACAGUGGAAAUCGUGACGCAGGAACGCCCUCAACGUCCAGGGAUUCUGUUCCCGUGGCCCAGGAGGCACUUCUCUGUGAUCUUGGCUAUCAGAAUAAUGAUGAUCUGCGCGAUACGAUCUACGAUUUCUUGCGAACAAUCCGAGAUCCGGAGAAACCACAAACACUGGAGGACUUGAAUGUGGUGUACGAGGAUGGGAUCUUCGUGCAGGAGCCCACAGCGAACAAUGUUCAAGUGGUGCGGGUGGAAUUUAACCCAACAGUACCCCACUGUUCCCUGGCAACGCUCAUUGGGCUGUGUAUCCGGGUGAAAAUUGAACGGAACAUCCCGCACAGACUCAAAUUGGAUAUUUUCAUCAGGAAGGGGGCACACACAACAGAGGAGGAGAUCAACAAACAAAUCAACGAUAAAGAACGAAUAGCAGCAGCCAUGGAGAAUCCCAAUUUACGUGAGCUCGUUGAGAAGUGCAUAAGUGAGGAGCAGUAAUCGCAAUCCUUCUUCCUGGUCUUGGUAAUCCUGGUGGUGCAUAAAUUUCCCUGUAGAUUGUAUAUUUUUGAUAAAAUUCUCUCUAGAUUUGAA